This is a messenger RNA of Penicillium pulvis, 1101 nucleotides long. Its product is annotated as ATP-dependent (S)-NAD(P)H-hydrate dehydratase. The transcript has 6 exons. Gene Ontology annotation, molecular function: ATP-dependent NAD(P)H-hydrate dehydratase activity. The record is from RefSeq and is a predicted model, not a curated record. Gene Ontology annotation, biological process: metabolite repair. Lineage: Eukaryota; Fungi; Ascomycota; Eurotiomycetes; Eurotiales; Aspergillaceae. Bases 1 to 1101 code for a protein of 366 amino acids.
AUGGAGCCAGUUCAUCAUGUCACGACCUCAUCGAAGGUCCUCUUUAGAAAGGUCCGCAACAUCGUACCACCAAUGUUGGAGAAAUUCCACAAAGGACAACUCGGCCGUGUGGCAGUAAUUGGCGGCUGUGUCGACUAUACUGGUGCACCGUAUUUCUCGGCCAUCGCAUCGGCAAAACUAGGAUGUGAUAUGAGCCAUGUUCUCUGUGAACGCUCCGCAGCUCCGGUCAUCAAAGGCUACUCGCCAAACCUAAUGGUACACCCAAUUCUUCCCAGCACAGACUCAGUCGAAAACCCCAAGUCAAUUGACGCACCAGCCCUCGCUGGCCCAAUAAUCGACAUGCUUUCCCGCCUACACGCCCUCGUCAUCGGCCCCGGGCUCGGCCGCGAUGGCGUCACGCUGAAGGUAGUCGCGGAGGUAAUUAAAGAAGCACGCUCGCGGUCUAUCCCCUUCGUGCUCGACGCAGAUGGGCUACUCAUUGUGACGGAGGACCCUAGCCUCGUCAAGGGCUACAAAGAAUGCAUCCUCACCCCGAACGUUGUCGAGUUCGGGCGACUAGCGAAGGCACUGGGGAUCAAUACACCCAGCCAGGCUGACAUCGGGAAAGAAGGUGGCGACAAGACAAGCAAAGAGUCCGAUGCAUGCCAGCAGCUCUCCAAUGCGCUGGGUGGCGUGACAAUUGUGCAGAAGGGUCCUCAUGAUGUGAUUUCCAAUGGAACUACCAGCCUCAUCAAUGAUAUCAAGGGUGGACUGAAGCGCAGCGGUGGUCAGGGAGAUACGCUUACCGGAUCUCUGGGUACGUUGCUUGCCUGGCGAGCGGCAUACCACGACAAGCUAUGGGAUUCGGGCGAGAAAGAAAAUGAGAAAGAGGCGGAGAGCAAAGCGGAUGUGCAGGCUGAGCUGGAGUCUGACAUGCGCAUGUCUCCUGGUACUACUUUGCUUCUGGCUGCAUGGGCUGGCAGUAGUAUUACGAGGGAAUCAUCGCGGCAGGCUUUCGAAGCGAAAGGGCGGAGCAUGCAAGCCAGUGAUCUUACUGAUGAGGUGCAUAAGAGCUUCUUGAAAUUGAUUGGUGAGCCUGAGGAGUCUCAGGCCCACCUGUAG